UAGGAGGGAGGCAGCGGGAGCGCUCUCACUCGGCUGAGGGACGAUGCUGUGGACGCUGGCCAGGGCGUUGGCUUUUCGGAGACCCGGCCGAGGCCGGGCGGGCUGGAGGGGGCUGUGGACCGGCCGCCCGCAGUCAGAUACUGAUAAUAUGAAGCCACUGGAGGGUGUGAGAAUUCUGGAUCUAACAAGAGUACUGGCAGGACCUUUUGCUACGAUGAAUUUAGGCGACCUUGGAGCAGAAGUUAUUAAGGUGGAAAGACCAGGAGCUGGUGAUGACACACGAACUUGGGGACUUCCUUCUGAGAACACAGAAAGUACAUAUUUCCUUAGUGUUAAUCGAAAUAAAAAAAGUAUAGCUGUUAAUAUCAAGGAUGCAAGAGGGGCGAGAAUCAUCAAAGAGCUUGCAGCCACUUGUGAUGUGUUUGUGGAAAACUAUGUCCCUGGCAAGCUUUCUGAGAUGGGCCUUGGGUAUGAAGAUAUAGACAAGAUUGCUCCUCACAUCAUCUACUGUUCCAUCACAGGAUAUGGCCAGACAGGGCCCAUGUCUCAGAGGGCAGGUUAUGAUUCUAUUGCCUCUGCUAUGUCUGGUCUGAUGCACAUUACAGGAACCGAGGAUGGAGAUCCUGUUCGCCCAGGAGUGGCCAUGACUGACCUUGCCACUGGGCUGUUUGCCUAUGGAGCCAUUAUGGCUGGCCUCAUACAACGUUACCGAACUGGAAAAGGACUGUUCAUUGAUUGUAAUCUACUGUCAUCUCAGGUGGCGUGUUUGACCCACAUAGCUGCUAGUUAUCUUAUUGGCCAAGAGGAACCAAAACGAUGGGGCACAGCUCAUGGCAGCAUUGUUCCUUAUCAGGCUUUUAAAACCAAGGAUGGCUAUCUUGUAAUUGGAGCAGGAAAUAACCAACAGUUUGCUGUUGUAUGCAAGAUCCUGAAUUUGCCUGAGUUGAUUAAUGAUUCCAAGUAUAAAACAAACCAUCUUCGGGUGCAGAAUAGAAAGGAGCUUGUUAAAAUCCUAUCUGCACGGUUUGCAGAAGAAGUAACUGCCAAGUGGCUUUGUCUCUUUGAAGGAAGUGGGAUUGCAUAUGGUCCAAUCAACAGUAUGAAAGAUGUAUUCUCCGAAGCCCAGGCCAAGAAUGUGCAGUACAUUAAAGGGAUUCUUAAAAUGUUUCAACAGCUUACAAGAUGACCUCAGCAUGGUCCUAUGAACAUGCCCUUGGGAACAUGUGCAUGAGACAUAUUGCGGUUUGAGGUUUUCCAACUCAAACAAACUAAAAAGAAAAUGCAACUUUUAAUAGAAACUAUUCAAGUUCUUGUAAAACUAGGUAUGGAUUCUACCACAGAGAGUUUUUUUUAAGCAUUGUUAUCUAUACUGAGCAUCAAGGAGCACUCCAGCCUGCCUCAGGAUUUUCCUGUAGGCUGCUUCUGCUCAUUCUUGAGUAUCAUCAUCGUAUGUUGAACUGUUUGGUUAAAAACUAUGAAUUAUUAGAGCACCCAUGUUUUUCUUUGUCCUUGAUGUUGUGACCUGAGGGUGGGGAAGAAGGGCAAAGGGUGGCACAAAUGGGUGCUAUUUACCUUAGUUUUCCAUUUGUACCACACAAGUUGAACAUGUCAGGUGUAAGACAUCACCAGGAAGCAUCACUUCUGAGAAAUAUUGUGAGGGAAACAUCAGAUUAUUGAAAUAUCACAGCUGGCCCCAAUUUUAACUAGUGCCAAACACCUGCAGCUCUAACAGGAACCAAAACAAAACCCCACCCUGUGGCGGCAUGCCAUCUCUUAACAGCCGUCUCUAACUUUGCAUCCCAUCAAAUUUAGUUUUAACAUUUCCUACAGGAAUCUUAUUCUUCUCAUCCCAGAAGGCCAUUAUAACUCCUUUUGUAAAUAUUUCGUAUAUGAUAAAUGUAUCAUAGAAACAAAGUGAAGUAUUGAAAUACUAGAUGGGUGAAACUGUUAUUUUAAAACUCAUCAUUUGUGAAAGUCUGUGAGUUAGUGGCUUUAUUAAUCUCAAGGCUAGCUCAUACUCUCUAAGUGAUGUUAUUUUAGCACUUUUUGGCAAAUUUUCUGAGCAUCUGGGGAAAAAGGCCUUCAAUAUUCAUAUAGUAAGCAUCAGAAGAACUAUAAAAUUAGUGGCUGCCUUUCACACACACACACACACACACACACUUCAGGUUCUAAAUAUUAUCUUUGAUAAAUUUUAUUCUUCACUGGAGUUGCUUGCACGUCUGGCAGUUAUACAAGGUUUAUAUUCUUAUCUAGUACUGUAUGAUAAUGCCUGGACUCUGUCUAUAAAAAGUAAUUUCUAUAACAAGAAACCUGUUGAUGAAGGUCUGAGUAAAAUAGUUUGUCUAGAAAUAGUUCUGUGGUAAUUUAAUGCUAAUUGGCCCCCAUAGUUUCAUAGGGAGUAGCUCUAUUAGGAGGUGUGGCUUUGCUGUAAUGGGUAAAGUCUUGUUGGAGGAAGUGUGUCUUUGUGGAGGUGGACUUUGUGUUUUCUUAUGCUCAGGAUACCACCCAGUAUCUCAGUCAACUUAUUGUUGACUGCAAGAUAGUAGACUUUCAGUCAUCUCUCCAGUACCAUGUCUGUCUGCAUGUGCCAUGCUCCACACCAUGAUGAUAUUACGCUGAACUUCUGAAACUUUAAGUGAUCCCCCUUAAUUAAAUGUUUUCUUAUAAGAGUUGCUGUGGUCAUUGUGUCUCUUCACAGCAAUAGAAACUCUAACUAAGCCAAAUUCCUAGCAGACAAGUAUGAUAAGAAAAAUAAAAUUUACAUAUACUACUCACUUUAUGAUUUACAAAUAUUUUAUAUGUUAUUUGAUUUGUGAGAUCUGGGCACAAUAUGUUCAACUUUUGAAGAAAUGAUGCAUUCUAAAUUUAGGUGAAUAACAAAA
This is a messenger RNA of Mesocricetus auratus (golden hamster), 2882 nucleotides long. RefSeq names its product succinyl-CoA:glutarate-CoA transferase (gene Sugct). The record is from RefSeq and is a predicted model, not a curated record. The transcript is spliced from 13 exons. The coding region runs from base 44 to 1186 and encodes 380 amino acids. Gene Ontology annotation, molecular function: catalytic activity. Lineage: Eukaryota; Metazoa; Chordata; Mammalia; Rodentia; Cricetidae.